UAGCAGUUCAAGUACCAGUUCCCAAACUCACUCAUCGACAUUCAUCCUCGGACCCAACUUUUCACAAUGAGCUUCUUGCAGGGGUUAGUUUCCCUUUUUGGGAUACAGCUCACCAUGGUUGCAACAGCGUCAGGCGCUAACGUACCACGGACUUAUGGUUUCGUCCUAUUCCGCAUGUUUGACAUGCUCGACUUGUACGGGCCAUCUGAAGUCCUGCAAUUCAUUGGUGGAUCAUACCAUACCAACAUUGUCUACAUUGCCGAGACUCUGGACCCGGUAACCACGCGGCCCGCACUGGCAGCUAUGAAUCCGUUGAACUCAUCAGUUUACCCGUCUAUAACACCAACACACACAUUUGAGACUGCGCCGGAACUCGACGUGCUGGUUAUACCUGGUGGACCUGGAUGGCGCAACCCAACCACGCUCAACGCUACCAUGGAGUAUAUCCGUAAGACGACGCCAAAAGUACAGCAGGUGCUUACCAUCUGCACGGGCUCGGCACUCGCAGCGCGUUCGGGUAUCCUGAACGGCAAGAGGGCGACUUCGAACAAGUCGUCGUGGUUAUCGACGGUGCAGAAUAACCCAAACACGACUUGGGUGCCGCACGCGCGAUGGGUCGAGGAUUACUCGAGCUCACCGCCCAUCUGGAGCUCGUCGGGAGUCACAGCGGGUAUCGAUAUGAUGCUUCACUGGGUUGAGAAGACUUACAAUGCAGAGAACGCAACGAAUAUUGCUCGCUUCAUUGAGCACGUGCGUAUCAUGGAUCCGAGUAUUGAUCCGUUUGGUAGAAACGAGACAGUGAGUGAGUAGGAAAGCUUCUUUGCUCACAUGUAUAUAUUCGGUCAUGUACCUGGUCAUCAAAGUGAACAUAUGGAGUCGUCGAUGUCUAGAAUGUCAACCAUGUCCGAU
Messenger RNA from Bipolaris sorokiniana ND90Pr, 909 nucleotides. RefSeq lists its product as uncharacterized. NCBI's taxonomy places the organism in Eukaryota, Fungi, Ascomycota, Dothideomycetes, Pleosporales, Pleosporaceae. The coding region runs from base 67 to 810 and encodes 247 amino acids. The transcript has 2 exons. The record is from RefSeq and is a predicted model, not a curated record.